This is a messenger RNA of Triplophysa dalaica, 4029 nucleotides long. It is a transcript of the gene ablim1b, whose product is annotated as actin binding LIM protein 1b. Gene Ontology annotation, molecular function: actin filament binding. Gene Ontology annotation, cellular component: actin cytoskeleton; stress fiber. Gene Ontology annotation, biological process: lamellipodium assembly; cilium assembly; cytoskeleton organization. NCBI's taxonomy places the organism in Eukaryota, Metazoa, Chordata, Actinopteri, Cypriniformes, Nemacheilidae. The record is from RefSeq and is a predicted model, not a curated record.
UCUAGGACUCGAGGAUUAUAGCUAUGGAAUCUGCAUUUGUCACACAGCAGCUGCAACCUGGUUAUUUCAGAACGACGAGGGCAGAGUCCACAAGCGCGCACACACACAGUAUGCCUGUGUAUGAGGAGGGGGGGGCUGCUUGAGACACGAAGACCAAGCCAGCAGUUGCUGAGCGGCUGCCUAGUUUGAGAGAGUGUCUGCCUGUUCUUCUGCUCUCGUCUCGCUUUUCUGUUGCCUCGCUCUCUCUCUCUCCUAUCUCUCGCCGUACCCUCCUUACGUUUGGAUCCAGCGGGGGAAUAAAGCAGGGAAGGAAGGCAGGAAGAAGCUUCGCUCUCCCUGAUCCUCCUCAUCAGAGCACCGGCAGAGCAGUGAGGAACCAAUGGUCAUGGUGAAGGAGAAAGUGGCCCAUCCACAGGACCCUCACCACCCCCCCGGAAAACUGGUCAUCGAGUGCUAUAAGUGUGGGGAGCCAUGCAAAGGAGAGGUUCUUCGGGUUCAAUCCAAACUUCAUAUAAAAUGUUUCACAUGCAAAGUGUGCGGUUGUGACCUGGCCCAAGGCGGGUUCUUCAUGAAGAACGGGGAGUACCUGUGCACGUUAGACUACCAGAGGCUUCACGGCACUCGCUGCAAUGGAUGCGGAGACUUCGUGGAGGGAGAGGUGGUCACGGCUCUGGGGAAGACCUACCACCCUGCGUGCUUUGUCUGCACCAUUUGCAAACGACCGUUUCCUGCUGGCGACCGAGUCACUUUUAAUGGAAAAGACUGUCUGUGCCAGUGCUGUGUCCAGCCAACAUCCCCAACCCCCAAAGACGUCAGCACCACUAGCAACUGUGCAGGAUGUGGCAGGGAUAUAAAGAACGGUCAGGCUCUUUUGGCCUUGGAUAGUCAAUGGCAUCUCGGCUGCUUCAAGUGCAAAGCCUGCGGAAAGGUGCUGAGUGGAGAGUACAUCAGCAAGGAUGGUGCUCCGUACUGUGAGAAAGAUUACCAGAUCCAUUUUGGCGUCCAGUGCGAGGCCUGUCAUCAGUAUAUCACAGGGAAAGUUUUGGAGGCAGGAGAUAAGCACUACCAUCCCAGCUGUGCACGAUGCAGCAGGUGCAAUCAGAUGUUCACGGAGGGAGAGGAGAUGUACCUGCAGGGUUCUACGGUAUGGCAUCCAGACUGUAAGAACAGCAGUAGAGUGGAAGAGAAGUACAGACCCACAGGGUCAUCGUCUGAGAGUAUCUGUUCCAGACCUGGUUCGAGCAUCCCUGGAUCUCCAGGUCACACAAUCUAUGCAAAAGUAGACAAUGAGAUUAUUGAUUACAAGGACCUAGCAGCCAUCCCCAGAGUAAAGGCCAUUUAUGACAUAGAGCGUCCAGACAUGAUUUCAUAUGAGACCCUCCAUUCCACCACCUCUACCCUGGACAGACAAGGAAAGCACACCCCAGGAGAGAGUUGUCAGAGCAAAGCGUCAACUAACAUCAAAUCUGAAAGUGCAGAUAGUCUGUCUAAAAAUUGUCUUGGCACAGCAUCAGGUGGCAGCCCCCUAAGAGGCCGAGCCACAACCCUGCCACAAGACCCCUCCACACUGUCCACCGAAACAUCUCCGAGGACGCUGUCUCCCACCCCUUCUGCUGAGGGCUGCUAUGACACGAGGGAACGCAUCAUUCAGCGAUCCACCAGUCAGGGCUCUAUCGGCUCUCCGGUCUAUCACCGGCACAACUACAUACCGCCCAUAUCCAAAUCUCCACAGCACUUUCACAGACCAGGAAUGCUGAAGCUCUGUUCUUCCUUACGCUCCAGCCACAGCGAUACGCGCCCCACCUCCCCUUUCCGACAUCACUUCCUCCCCCACAACAAAGGCACUGAGCCGUCCAGUGGCCGGAGUUCUCCCCUUUCCUCUCGGCCGGCCACCCCGACCCUCUCUCUGACCCCUAAACAUUUCCACAUCCCAGACCAAGGCAUUAACAUGUAUAGAAAACCACCAAUCUACAAACAGCAUGAUUCAGCUGCCCUGGCAGCCCAAAGCAAGUCUGCCGAUGACAUCAUCAAAUCAUCCAAGUUCCCUGCUGCCCACGCCCCUCGACCGGAAGAAACCCCAAAGAUUGAGACGGACUACUGGCCGUGCCCUCCAUCCAUCGCUGCUUUAGGUUCAGAUGGCCGGAGUCGCUCACAAAACGAAGAGGAGGAGGAGCAUUUGAAACGCAGGCAACUUCAGGAAGAACAUCUCAGCAAGAUUCAGUCUGGUCUUGGGAAGCUCAUUCUGAAGGAAGAAAUGGAGAGGGAAUUGACCAGAGAGAAAUACACACGCAGUGUUGCCGCCCAACGCUUUGAUUCCCAAUACGCAAACUGUAUCACAGACUCACAAAGCUCCAAAACAUCAUCUCUACCGGGAUAUGGACGCAAUGGCCUUUAUCGACCGCAAUCUACCGAACUUUCGCAGUAUAACAGUUAUGGGGAUGUGUGUGGAGGACGAAGAGAUUUUAAGCCCACCCAAGAUGCCCAAGAUUCCAUUACAAGAAUGGACAGGGGAAUGUCCAUGCCUAAUAUGUUGGAAUUUAAAGUGUACCCAUGUGAAAUGCUCACUGUCGCCAACAGAGGGCGUACUAAGCUCCCGAAGGACGUGGACAGGACGAGAUUGGAGCGCCACUUGACUCCCGAGACGUUCUUUGACACCUUUGGAAUGGAAAUCCACGAGUUUGACAGACUUCCGCUUUGGAAGCGCAAUGAUAUGAAGAAGAAAGCGAAACUCUUCUAGAUAACUGUGCAUGUUUUAAUUUAUCAGUCACUCAUAUGAUGUAUAAGAGCUCUGAUUUCCUUGUUUUUAUUCUUUGUUGUUUUUUUUCGUAUGCAUUCAACAUGCACAACAAUUCUGCUUCACUAAGCCCACUCCUUAUUUUUCCCGAAUCGACAGUUUGAUAUGAACGUGAGGUUUCAUUGAGCCGAUGGUGUCCUUUGCACUCAUUAAACCCGCUUCCAUAGAUUCCUCCUCCAUGCACCUCUUAUAAAACAGGACUGUGACUUUUUAGAUGAGGGACCGGGGGCUGUCAGCGGGGCUCUCCCUCUAAACAGGCUGUUAAGGUGGUGAAGUUGAAGGCAUCCCUGGAGACCCCUGCUGCUACAGACCUAACCAGAGCUUUCAUGUGCGUUAAACUGGGGAAAUGAGUUCUACUGAAGAUGUUUCCACCUGCGGAGUCAAAGCCCCAAGGCUCAUCCGAGUCCCGGCUCUGGAAAGCAUUAGAAAGUGUUGAAAGUGAGGUCGGCGUUCGUUCCCAUCAGACCUCUGCCGCCUGAACACAGUCUACAAAAACUAAACGUAAAGUAGCUCGCAUGUUCUCGCCAAAGUCUAAAACAGUACCUGAGAUAGAUAAGUUCUUUAUAUACAAUUCUUUUGUCUGAUGAUGUCAUAAGAGGUUGUGGUGAAUAUUAUGAAUAUUUAGAAAAUGAAGCGUAAAUAAUUCCUUUUUAAAAUGGUUAUUGACGUCUUUCACCGCUAGAGGCCAGGCUCGAGUCACACUCGGAUUGGUCCUCUUCUGCACAGUCCUCAGACAGUCUGUUUAUUUUGACCACAGUUGGGUCCUUUCUGCAAUAUUUAAUAGCAUAUCGUUUUGAAUAAAGUAAAAAAAAGCUUUUGAAAUGACUUCCUAGGAGGUUCCAAUACUGCCACUGUGUUGCCAUUGGGAUUGACGGAGAUGUAGCCAUAGCAUCUGUGCCGGGUGUUUAUUCAUACUGCUGCCGAAUAAUGCCGUUCCCAUGGACUCUGUCUCGACUUGCAGACGUGCUAUGGAAUGCCGUCAGGUAUUAUUCCCGACAGCUUCCUGUAUUCCUAACAGGGUUAAUGACAGAGAGCUAGGACAUAUUACAGCAUUGUGCUUUUAUAGUCACAAAACACACAAGUACAAGGAGUGUGGUUACUAGAAUCAGCCGUGUAUGUCUCUUUAGAGUUGGUUUUGAUACCCCUACUGUGUACCUCACCUUUUCUGUCUUUUUUGAGGGAAGGAUUGGGUGUUAAAAGCUCUGCUGAGUAAUAAAACUCUGCCUCAGAACGUA